This is a messenger RNA of Culex quinquefasciatus (southern house mosquito), 1009 nucleotides long. Its product is annotated as brain protein I3. The record is from RefSeq and is a predicted model, not a curated record. Lineage: Eukaryota; Metazoa; Arthropoda; Insecta; Diptera; Culicidae. The coding region runs from base 122 to 586 and encodes 154 amino acids. The transcript is spliced from 2 exons.
GUUUUUAUUGUUGUUGCCCAGUUGCUGCGGAGAAUCGUCGCGUAAAAAGUGUUUUAAUUUUUCCACAAAAGGGACGGUUCUAGUUUGCCCGUUGUCCACCCGGUAAAGGCUCCCAAUCGAGAUGGCAGACCCUCGUAACCCUCCGUCGUACGACGAAGUCAUGUCCGAGAACCGCCAACCAAUACGCCAAGACACUCCAGCGGUCGUGACCGUCGCUCCGUCCGCGCCGUACCCUCAGCAGCAGUAUUACCCAUAUCCGAGUGCUCCCGCGCCGGCGAUGCAACCGUUGCCAAAUUACGGUUCCAUACAGAGCAGCGGAGUGAAGGUUCCGCUCCAGCCGGGUGUUGUUGUGCCACUGGGUCAAGCAACAGGUGCCGGAGGUGGUCCCAGCACGACGGCGACCACGGUGGUCAUUCCGCAGGAAAUUAUCGUCGUCGGUGGAUGUCCGGUUUGCCGAAUUGGGAUGCUGGAGGACGAUUUCACCUGCUGUGGAAUCUUCUGUGCGAUCUUUUUCUUCCCCGUGGGCAUCCUGUGCUGUCUGGCGAUGAAGAACCGCCGGUGUUCAAACUGUGGGGCACAGUUUUAAAGGUAGGACGCAAUCCAUGAUUUCCAUCGAAUCGCUGCUAGAUCUGACGCAAAUGAUGAGCUACAAUCAUUGGAGAGAGGUUGCAGGGUAAGAGGGGGAAUUUAUUUACCGGAAAUGAUUUAUUUUCCAUAAAAAUAGGCAUACGGUUAAGUACCCACAACUCGACGAUAAUUGGAAAAUGUUCCUCGCAGAAAUUUAAAAAGUCUGCCUCAAAAUUUCUACGGAUUAAUUUACCUUUACUAGUGUAUGUAAAAAAACAAAUUAUUCAGUUUUUUAUGAUCGAGGAAUGGGUCGGAUUCCGUGUAAAAAUUGCAUUAUAUUGUUAAAUUGGGAUAAAACGAGCACCUGUGUAUACUAGGAAGGUGCAUUAUGUGGUGUUAAAACGGCUAUCAAAAUGUUUUAUUAUAAAUAAGCACCAAAUAA